Molecule: messenger RNA, 4948 nt
Organism: Siniperca chuatsi (mandarin fish)
Lineage: Eukaryota; Metazoa; Chordata; Actinopteri; Centrarchiformes; Sinipercidae
Gene: rffl
Product: ring finger and FYVE-like domain containing E3 ubiquitin protein ligase
Biological process (GO): negative regulation of extrinsic apoptotic signaling pathway via death domain receptors; protein K48-linked ubiquitination; proteasome-mediated ubiquitin-dependent protein catabolic process
Cellular component (GO): plasma membrane; cytoplasm
Molecular function (GO): ubiquitin protein ligase activity
Source: RefSeq, a predicted model, not a curated record
GAUUCACUUCACUAACUAGCCUAAUGCUAGCCAAUCCUUUAGCCUGCUAGCAGCCAGGGUACUUCCCAGACCCCGCACGCCAGAUCCCGUUAGCAUAUCGUUGGAUUUAACGGAUCUUGGCUCACCGGUAUGUUUGCGUCCUGCUGUAGCUGGUUGUGCGUGGACUCGGCUGAUGUUGAACAGUCUGGUGGAGCUGAUCGGUCCUACACCAACUCGGCCUUCAGCAGUCAGCCGUCUCCUGCUGCACCUCAGCACACCUGUAAGGCCUGCGGGGGGGGCUUCGACACAACCACCAAGGAGCAUGUGUGUGUGGACUGUAAGAACAACUACUGCAGCCGUUGCUCUGCCCAGCUGGAGCCCCGCCCCCGCCUCUGUCACACCUGUCAGCGUUUCUACGGCAACCUGCUGGAGCGGGCGGAGCUAAUGAAGCUGAAAGUGAAGGAGCUCAGGGACUACCUGCACCUGCACGAGGUCUCCACCCACCUGUGCAGAGAGAAGGAGGAGCUGGUGGAGCUGGUCCUCAGUCAGCAGCCUUCAUCGUCCAGCGGCUCCGCCCCUGAGACCCCGACCACUGACCCCCUCUGUGACCUGACCCCUGACCUGACUCCUCACAUCUCCACCUUGACCCCUGACCCCCCCACCCCGGCCCUAACCCCUGACCCCCCCGCGGCACAGGCAGAAGCCCUGGCCCCGCCCACAGAGACCGCCCCCGUGGAGCUCGACGUUCAGGACGAAGACCAGACCUGGGACCCGGAGGAGGCCCCGGUUUCGGGUCGCAGGGCAUCGCUGUCUGACCUGAGCUGUCUGGACGACAUCGAGGCGCUCAGCGUCCGACAGCUGAAGGAAAUCCUCGCCAGGAACUUCGUCAACUACAAAGGCUGCUGUGAGAAGUGGGAGCUGAUGGAGAGAGUGAGCCGGCUGUACCGGGACCAGCAGAACCUGCUGGCUGCCAACGCUGUGAACGCUUCAGAGUCGGGCGGCGGCGGCGGUGCUGCUGGUCUGGAGGAGAACCUCUGUAAGAUCUGUAUGGACUGUCCCAUCGACUGCGUCCUGCUGGAGUGUGGUCACAUGAUCACCUGCACCAAGUGCGGCAAGAGGAUGAGCGAGUGUCCCAUCUGCCGCCAGUACGUCGUCCGAGCCGUCCACGUCUUCCGGUCCUGAGCGCGCCAGCGCUGACCGGAGCCCAGGACCGACCGUCUCCAAAGCAAUAACCUGCAGACCGAUGCUCCUGAAGGGACCUACAGACUGAACAUGUUUCUAUUUUUCUAGUGUAAAUAAGACGUAUGAAGAAUGUAAGAAGUGACCUUAUCUGACCUUCAGACUGCAGAGCCGCCGUUUGAAUACAAACGCUGAAUGUACAGGAGGUGAUCACGUCUCUGAAUUAUGAACUUUAACCUUUAAACUCACCGGCCGAGAGCCCUCUGUGCCUUCGCCGCCUCUGUCAGUCCUGCUCAGCGCGCAGAAGGUCGGCAGUAUCGGGAUGAAAUCUACCAAAGAGAAUCGUGGCGUUACCUCGACAGGCGAGGCCUUUAACUUACUGGAAAACGAAUUACAGCCUACGCUUUGUUUACAGCCUGCCGUGAGUUUACGCUGUGAAAAUAACUAAAUCAAGUUCAAACCUAUAAGGACACGGUGGUCCCACAAUGCAACACUCACAUAUGAAAGUUCCCGUCUGAUAUCAGCCUUAUCUUCUGUUUACUCAGCGAUUUUCGGUGUAACAGAAUCCACACUGGUCAUUAAAGCUGCUUCAGACCAGCAGCCAAUCGGUUUAGCAGCAGGAUAAUGACCUCUGCACACACUGAGCCCCGCCCACAGCCUCAGGUGAUUGGUGCUCCACCUGUCAAUCACACAUUUACCUUCAGGCUUGCAGGUGAACGUCCUGCAGCAGGAAGGUGCGUGCUGACAGUCUUAAUUACUGGAUAACGAACCAGAUCAGCGUGUUCAACAACUCGCGUUUACGUAACAUCUCGGACCGUAUCGUAGACUAAACCCAAGCUGUUCUACAUUUAUGGUUGUGUUUUCCUUUCCUUUAGGGCUCUGGUCCCAGACUUUGUCCUCACGAGAUAAAAAUUAUCCAGUAAUUCAUAAAUUACAAAAAGAGCCUGAAAGAAUUCACCCAGUUUUUAUUAUAACGUUCACGUCUCAGGUAUCUGACGAGCUCGUGGCGAGGUUCUGACUCCCAGCUUUGAUGGAUUCGUCUGUUUCCAUGACACAAUGCAGUUGAAGUGCAGAUGUUUAAAGUCAACGACAAUGUAAGAAUGUACUAAAAUCAUCACUGGGAUCAGAUGCACAACUCAAGAAAGUUCAAAUAGUCUAAGAAUGCAUUUUGAUUCGGUUUGGAGAUGAAACCAGUGGCCGCCUGGAGCAGCGUCAACGUCCACUUACUAGCUUGUUUCGGAGAACUUCUCUUUUAGCAUUUUAACGAGCAAACGGACCUUGAGGUGAGAUUAUGUCAACAGGGUAACACAGCAGGAUGUAAAAUGUUUAGCGAUGAUAGAAAGUACUUUAAUUCACAUGCCUGUAAUUUCCGAAUAAUUCUAAUAAAAGAGGUUUCCUGGUAAGAAGAAGAGUAAUUAAGCACUAAUGACAGGAAAAGUGUCACAUUAAUACAAUUAAAGGGAAUUAUUUCCAAAUAAUGGAGAAUAAAACGUUUAAUAAUAAAUGAAUAGUUAAUAAAUGUUCUUUCAAUUCCUAUUUGUCCUUUAAUUAGUGUGAUGAUUAUUUUUUCAGUCUAAAAUAAGUCAGAAAACAGUCCUCAGAGUCCGAGCUGACGUCUUCAACGUGACCAACAAUUCAAAACCCAAAGAUAUUCAGGUCAUUACUGUAGAAGACAAUCCACACCUGUAGCGGUGAAUCGAUUAGCAUAAUAGUUGCAUUAAUUUUCAGUCGAUCGAUUAAUCAACUAAUCAGUUCUGUGCUGGAAAUCACCUAGAAAUUAUUAGGAAAUUUCAGGCACAUAAAAUAAAGUGUUUUGUGUCAUUUGUGUGAAAAAUUUGGCAUACAUUCGGACACGUGCGAUAUUAUAGAGUCAGCUGUUUGCCGACACUAAUCGCGCCCCCCGCACGCAGACUAACUGCUUGAGUGAACAGGAGCCACCAGGGGCAGCAGAGACAGGAAACACCCCCCGUCACGUACAGUGCCUGACCAAACAGCCCCACCAACGCAGAUGUUUUUAAUGUUGUGCUAAGCUAGGCUAGCAGUUUCCCACUGCUCCCAGUCUUGGUGCUAAGCUAAGCUGCUCAUGAGGGCUGUAGCUUCCUAGGAGGUAAUUUCCUCUUUAUUUUUUCAGUGAAUUUGAGGGUUUUAGGGACCUUUUUUUAUAUUCUGUGGUUAAAAUAUAUAGUUUUUAUGGGGGGAGGCUAAUUCCAGUGUUUUUGGACUCAGCAUGUUAAAAUUUGUAACAAAUUUUAGGGCAAUAAAGGAUUCCUGCGAGCGUGGAGAAGCUUUGAAACAGCAUUUAACUGGAAAAUAAAAUGGUAAUAUUCAGCGUUUUCCUGAUAAUUUCCUCAGAAGUUUCCUGGAAAGAACUCCGUAAUCUUACAGUAAUUAUAAAGAAAAGUUGCAGAAAAUGUACAGGAACUUAAUUCCUGGCCUGGACCUCCAGCUUCUCUUGUGACUCUGGAAAAGACGGAGAACAAGAGGAUUUCCAAAAUGUUGGACUGUUCCUUUUAAAUCUAUAUCAGGUUUAACAGAAACAACAGAGGCCCCAGGGCGCUUCCCUGAGGGGCCCCACAGGUUAUUAAAGACAGAGAACAAGAGGAUUUCCUAAAUGUUGGACUGUUCCUUUUAAAUCUAUAUCAGGUUUAAUAGAAACAAGAGAGGCCCCAGGACGCUUCCCUGAGGGGCCCCACAGGUUAUUAAAGACAGAGAACAAGAGAGUUUAUGAAUCUUUACCAGCAGACUUCCUCUGUGUGUUGUUGAACAGAAACCUCAGCAGUUCAACUCUGGUUUGAAGUUGACUUUGUGUCUUGUUAUGACUCUGUUUGCACUAAUCUGUUGAUGCUGAAACAUGUUGAACUUCUUUAGCCGAUUUGUUUUGGUCAAGAAGAAGAAGAACUUGUCGAGAGACGAUGCAGGAGAGAUAUUUUGUCCUUUUAUUGUUCUUGAGUUUUUGUUCUUGUGAGAUCAUUAAGGCUUAUUUUUGUUGUGAAUAUUUUUGAUUUUCUCUUUUUUUGUGAAAUGAUGGUUGAUGCUCUUUGUUUGAUCGCACAUUGAAUCUGUAAUGUUUGGCUUCCGGGGCGUACAGCGGGAUCACGACGGCUCAGCCGCGGUGCAUUAAGUUUCACUGCACUUUGAUUUCUCGGUGAAUAAUGUCGUAAUCACAUCACUGUGAGAGUUUUAUAUUAUCAAACUUCCAUUAGACAGAAACACACGACCCUGUUCUCUUCUUCAGGUAUCUGUUAGCAUUGUUAGCCGAGACCAACACAGCUAGAAGCUAACGUUUUGUUUUGUUUUGUUUUUUUAUUCAGUGGUUCCCAAACUUUUAGGCUUGUUUAAAAUAAAGCCUACUUUCUACCCCUCGUCACAGGUUUUUAGAAAUCUGAAUCUUGUCUUUUUUUGAGUAAUUGUUUCAGGAUCAAAGCGGUGAAACAAUCCAAUAUUUCCCAAAAUAAGAUUAAAGUCCACAAAAAAAAGAUUUCAGAUUUGUGCAGCAGGUUUUAUAUUUUCCUUUCGACUUGUUGUCAGAUCUAACUUGUGACCCACUGGAGGGUCCCGACCUCCCCCGGUUGGGAACCAGUGCUUUAGCCUCAAUGAGAACGCUAAAUGUCCGGUUCUGUUUUAACUCCUCACUUUAAUCACAGUUCAGCUACUCCUGUGAUGUUCUUUAAACUUUACUGGAAUCUGUUUAAAAAUGAAAUAUUUUAGAACUGAGCAGAAAAAGAAGAAGCUUUAGUUUUCUGAGUGAACUUUGACGAAUAAUUUUGUAAUAAAAACUGAUUUUCUUCCA